This is a messenger RNA of Periophthalmus magnuspinnatus, 6429 nucleotides long. RefSeq names its product interferon-induced very large GTPase 1-like. Lineage: Eukaryota; Metazoa; Chordata; Actinopteri; Gobiiformes; Gobiidae. The coding region runs from base 96 to 5660 and encodes 1854 amino acids. The transcript has 7 exons. The record is from RefSeq and is a predicted model, not a curated record. Gene Ontology annotation, molecular function: GTP binding; protein binding.
UAUUUGCCCUUCAAGAGGUGCUUAAGACAGCAGCCUCGGUUCAGCUAAAGACUUAAGAAAUGCAGUGAUUAAUUUACAAAAGGUCAGUUCACAAAAUGGCAGAGAGCGAGCAUGCCCAGACUCACACGGCAGAAGAGGGUGUGGUGGAGGAGGAGUUCUAUGAAGCUGUUGAGACAUGUGAAGAGCAGGACUGUGUGAAUGCAGACACUGAUGACAUCCCUCCACCAAAGGUAUCAGUGCUCUGUGUUCGUCCUGAUGUGGUUUCCUUGGCUGUGGAACCCCAUUCAUCUCCUCAGACAUUUGAACUGGUGAUUGAUUACUACGCUGAUGAGCAGAGGGGCUCUGUGGUGCAAACAGACUCCCCCUCUGUGGACAUCACAGGACUGUGUCCUGGGACAGAGUAUAUGUUCACUGUCACCAGGAGGAUCCAGAGCCCAAAGACAUGUGUGCGCGUGGUCACAGCAACCCUACCUCCUCCACUGUUAUCAGUGAGUGACAUCAGAACGGACUGUGUGACUCUGUCCUGGGAGCCUCCUGCAGGCAAACUGCAGAACUACUCUGUGACUUGUUGCAGUGGAGAAGAGGUGAUACAAGAACUCCAAACUGAAGAAACCAAUGUCACCAUCUGUGCCCUGAUGCCAGGACAGCAGUACCUCUUCUCUGUGUGUACACAGCUCCAGAAUGGGCACAAGAGUGAGCCUGCAGUGACCUCUGCUGAAACAAAACCUGACCCUCCAGCACAGUGCACAGUGAGUGACAUCAGAACAGACUGUGUAACUCUGUCCUGGGAGCCCCCUGUGGGUGAAGUGCAGAACUACACUGUGACCUGUUGCAGUGAAGAACAAGUGGUACAAGAACUCCAAACUAAAGAAAUCAGUGUGACCAUCGAUGCCCUGAUGCCAGGACAGCAGUACCUCUUCUCUGUGUGCGCACAACUUCAGAAUGGGCACAAGAGUGAGCCUGCAGUGAUAUCUGUGGAAACAAAAACACAUGUGGGGUCUAUACUUGAGGACUUGGGUCUGGAGAAGCAUUACAGUGAGAAGCUUUGCCUUAACAAGAUGCUGCAAAUUGAUGAGAAGACCAUGACUGAAAAUAAUGUGAUGUCAAACAAAGAUGUUGCUUGGUAUUUUCUCAAGAAACUGAUGACGGUAAAUGUAACAGCUCGGAGUGUAAAAUGCACACCAGUGAGUGAUACAAACUGUGAUGAAAGUUCAGAUAAUUCUAUCUUAGAUCUGCAAAAUUUAGUGACAAGCUUAACCUCAGUGUGUACCAUGAACCCUCUUGACAUAAUAACAGCUUUGUUUCUGUGCUCUGAUGGCUUUGUGCAGCAGGAGCUCUCACUCAAAAUGUCAAUGUGUCAGUUUGCUGUUCCUCUGCUGCUUCCAAACUGUGACUCAAACCAAUGCACACUGAUGCUCUGGGCCUUAAGAGACAUUGUGAAAAAGUACAGGCCUAAAUCCCUCUCUAAGUCUAAGGGCUUCAGAGAAGAACGCAUCGUUCACUCUGAAAUUCCAAUGAUCUCCUUUGUGAGACUUGGUGAGUGCUCUUUGUCCAAAUCUGAGAUUCUCAAUAAGCUCCUGAGUAAUUCUCAACAAUAUCAUGACACUUUUGUGCACCAUAACAUGCAGUGUGGUGACUGCCCAAGACUGAUCUCCAAUGGACUUGCUGAAAUUACAUGGUACCUUCCUUGUGGCAACAAGAACAUUGACAUUUUUGAUGAGCCAGUGGCAGUAGCUAACCUCCAUGGUGACAUUGCGUCUUUUGAAACACAGUUCUCCUUUUUGUGUGAGACAUCUUCAGCUGUUUUUGUGUUUUUUGACACUCUAAAUUGUGUAUGCAAGCAAUUGGUGUCAUUAAAAGGCAAGAAGGAUGUAUUUCUUGUAGGUAACCAUCAAGGUCACAAAAUCCGUAUGAAUGAUUUACAUGAAGUUGCAACAGAAUUAGGCUUGACCAACAGCAACAUCAUUUUGAAGACAAAACAAAUAAAUGAUGCUGACUUUGUUGCUAAACUACAGAAAACAAUGAGAGGGACAAUUGCAAACUCAAAAAUGAAGAUGCAGAUAGAGCAGAUGGCAAACGUAGCACAUGAAUUGGGAGUAUGUGUUGAUGAAGACAACCUAGAGUGUCAGAACGCAAAACAAAAUGCAGAUGCAAUCACUGCAGAAAUACAUGAUAUUCUGGAGUUCAAGGAAACCCAGUUGCCCAUGCAAGGUCAAAUCUGGAAAGAAGUCACUUCCUUGGAGAAGGAAGGAUGCAGGCUUCGAAAAGCUGGUUCUGAAAACAUAGAAGAGUACAAAUAUGAUCUGAAUGAACAAAUAAAAAAUCUCCGUAACAAACAGAACUUGCAUGGCAUGUCAGAAAGCAUGACCUGCUUCCUAAGUGGCAUAUCCAGCCCUGAAGAGAGGUGCUAUUUCCUGAAGUGGCUCAGAAUAAAUCUCGACAACAUUUCUCGUGAAAAGUUGUCAUGGCUCAGAGAGCUGUAUAAGGAGAAGUCAAAGGCAUCUAACAGCAAUGAAAUAAAAGACAUUGAUAAGCAACUCUCCAAUAGUUCACUGGGAACUGAACACUUCUUCCGUGAAAUGGGUCAAAUCUAUGAGUCGUCAGUGUCUCUUCCAGAAAAUGAACCUUCUCGCCAACAGUUACAGCAUCUCCCCAGACUCUGUGCACAGCUGCUGCUUGACGGCUUUCCUCUGGAGCUGGUGGAUGGAGAUGCCUCCAACAUUCCUCUCAGAUGGGUGAGUGAUGUUCUGGGCCAGCUCCAUGACCUGGUGUCUCCUAACAACAAGAUUUUGGUGGUCACAGUUCUAGGAGUUCAGAGCACAGGGAAGUCCACUCUCCUUAACACCAUGUUUGGAGUGCAGUUUGCUGUGAGCAGUGGCCGGUGCACUAGAGGAGCCUUUAUGUUACUCAUCAGAAUCAGUGAAGAUAUGAAAGCAAGUCUCAAGUGUGACUUCUUGGUGAUCAUUGACACUGAGGGCCUCAAGUCUCCAGAGCUCGCUCAACUGGACGAUAGCCACGAGCAUGACAACGAGUUAGCAACCCUUGUGGUUGGAUUGAGUGACAUCACCAUUAUAAACAUCGCUAUGGAAAAUUCUACAGAAAUGAAAGACAUCCUGCAGAUAGUUGUGCAUGCUUUUCUCCGAAUGAAAGAAGUGGGCAAAAAACCCAAAUGUCAGUUUGUCCAUCAAAAUGUGUCAGAUGUUUCAGCUCAUGACAAGAACCUGAGGGACCGAAAACUGCUCUUGCAGCAGUUAAAUGAGAUGACUCAGGCAGCAGCCAAAAUGGAGAAAAAAGAGGAGAACAAGAGCUUCACUGAUGUGAUGGACUACAAUCCUGACACUGGAAACUGGUAUAUUCCCGGAUUGUGGAACGGAAACCCCCCAAUGGCCCCAGUCAACGCAGGAUACAGUGAAGCUGUCUAUGAACUCAAGAAAAAUGUCAUGCACAUUUUGGAAAAAUGUGAAUCAUCUGUCAAUGAUGUCCUACAGUUCCGUGAGUGGAUCACAAGUCUGUGGAAUGCAGUGAAACAUGAAAACUUCAUCUUCAGUUUCAGAAACAGCCUUGUGGCUGAUGCGUACAUGAAACUAUGCACAGAAUACAACAAAUGGGAAUGGGAGUUUAGGAAAGCCAUGUACUCUUGGGUUACAAAUGCUGAGACACAAAUUAGUAAUAUUGGUAUCGUGGCUGAGAAAUCUGACACUGGUGAAGUCCUCGCUUGUCUCAAAAGCGAGGCUCAAACUGAAUUGUGUAAAUGGGAAACAACUCUCCUUCAUAACCUCACAGAUUAUUUCAAACAAACAGAAGGACAUGUUUAUCUUGUGGAAAGAUACAGGGAGGAAUUUUUUAAUAGUGCAAAAAUUCUUCGAAGAGAAAUAGAGAGCUCUGUCAUGAAUCAGCUCACAGCAACAGCAGAAAUCAAACAAGCAAUGGAGAAGGUGGACAAAAUAAAGGAAAACCACACAAAAGACUUAGAGGAAAGAGUGUGUGCAUUGAUUGACAAGUGUAGAGAGGAGAAUCGUACAAUGACAGAUCAAGAACUAGAUGAAGAAUUCAACAGGAUGUGGGAGACGACCGUGACAAAUCUUAAGAAAUCAGUUUCUUAUAUAAAAGGUAAAGAUGUAUUUGACCAAGUGGCUCAUGACCUGAGGACAAACGUGUCAAUUAAAGGAAGCCAUGCUAGUGAAUUAAUCAACCAAAAGAAACUACAGGACUGUGGUAAGGAAAAUUUUGUUGUCAAACAAAAACCUGAGAGCCUGUAUGGAAAAAUUUUGAAUAAAGUUUCCAAAUGGUUGAAUAGUAAAGAUGGCAUAAUGGCUGCACAACAAAUGGCCGACAGUACUAUUGCAGCUUGCCAGCAGUUUAUUUCAGAGAAACUGGAAAGAGAAACUGACUACCACGACACCUACAUCCAUGAGAUCCUUAGAAUUAUUGACGAGAAGUUGCAGUGUAAUCAACAUCUUACAAUUGACAUAGAGUUUGAGGUCUCUCUGAAACAGCACAUAUGUGGAGAUGCAGCCAGAAGGUUUCAGAAAAUGCAUGAUAAUUUCCUGCAUAAAAAUGAUCCGUACACAUGUCUCAAUAAAAACAAACAAAAGUUCUGUGCAGAUUUCAAGGAUGUUUUUAAUGAAAAAGACCAAUGCCAAAAAAAGGCAAGUGAAUUCACAGACCUUUGUCUGAGACCUGCAGUGGAAAAGUUUGUGAGUCGCUCUUUGGGUCCAGAUAUUGUUGGUGAAAUGCUCACAUGCCAUCAGUUCAGCACACGGACAGUUUUUCAGUAUUAUGUGUUACUGGAUUUAAUAAAAAAUGAACACUUUCAUAGAUAUCAAAACUACAUUUGCAAUUAUGAGGAGUUUAUUAAGGAGUGGAUAUUUAAGCAAAUCAUGGUGCACUUUACAGACCAGUGUAAAAUAUUAGAACUUGAAAAUAAACAUCUUCAUUCAUGCCUGGGAAACAUUACCAGUGCUAUAAAAAAGGCCACAAAAGUAAAAGGUAGUUUAAAGGAAUUUAUUGAUGAUUUUUGCAAAGAUCUAAUUGAUAAACUAGCCAUCUCCCAAGAUGCACUUGGUGCUUUUAUGAUCUUGAACAAUGCAGAGCAGGAACAGUUUGUUUACUGGCUCACAAAGUGUGUGAAUGAAAUGAUACAGUCUCUUCAGAACAAGUUUAACAACACAAAGUUUGAUACUAAACUCAACCGUCUCCAUUUAAAGCCUCAUCAUGAGCUGUCUGAAAGGAUGAUUGGAUGUGGCCAACAGUGCCCAUUCUGUAAAGCACCAUGUGAAGCUGGGGGCAAAGGUCACAAGGAACACUGGACCUCACUCCACCAGUCACAGGGUCUGGGAAGUUUUAGAUAUAUUGAUUCAAAAAAACUCGACAGUGACAUAUGCUCAACUCUUGUUCAAAGUGAGGCUGUGUUUCGCUGCUUUGCCACUAAUUCUGAAUACCAUCCUUACAAGAAAUACACUGAGAUUUUCCCUGACUGGAAAAUAUCCCCAGAUGUCAGUCUUGAGGCUUCAGAUUACUGGAAAUAUGUUAUGACAAAAUUCAAUAAAGAUUUUGCCCAAGCAUACGAUGCAAAACCUGCAGAUAUUCCAAAAUCAUGGAAAUGUAUUGGACAAAAGCAAGCUAUCGAGAGUCUUAAAACAUCAUUUUACAUUGACUGAGCUGCAUUUACAUCUUUCUGCAUGCCCAAACCAUGUAAAAUCUACCAUUCCAAUUGUAAUUUUAUAGUCCAUAUAUUUUGAAAGCAUUAGCAUUGUAGUUAUAUAAUUAUGAUUACCUCUAUAUAAUUGACAGCAACUAGCUUUUCUAUAUGUAUUGUGUAUUGUCAUUAGAUUUACAUAAAGCUAUUUCCAUUCGCCAUAAUCACCAAAUUUUAAUUAAAUAUAAAAAAAAUAAUGUUUCUUAGUAUUUUGUCAAUUUAGUUUUGUUUGACAGUACAAAUACUAUACUUGUCUGCUAUAUGUUCACUUUUACCUGAUUUUCGGCACAGUAAAAAAAAUAAGUUGUUUAUGUAAAUCUAAUUUACUUAAACCCUUAUUUAAAAAUCUGUCAAUCUCAAUUGGUGUUGCUUUGAAGGCCACCUCCAUGCUAUGACAAUUAGCAUUCAAGCUUUGAUCAUAAGGCUAUCAAAAACUGCCAAAACUAUUAUUCAAACUGUCUCUUUUUUACAAACACCCUCCAGUAACUGAUAAUUAUCCGGCAACCCACUUUUGGAUCCUGAUCCACCAGUUGAGAAUGCCUGCUAUAAAGCUCUUAACUUUCAAAAUUGUAUAUAAGGGCUUAAUUAUGCAGCUUAUGUUUACAUUUUGUUGCAUUCUUCAGCUGUUGUGGAUUUGUCUACUAGUCUAUUGUAAGUUUCUUUAAGGCUGUUGCAAGUUUCAGGGCUGAACUAUUCUGUAAGAAAAAUUAAAUAAAUGUAGGUAUUGUGAA